Molecule: messenger RNA, 5124 nt
Organism: Anarrhichthys ocellatus (wolf-eel)
Lineage: Eukaryota; Metazoa; Chordata; Actinopteri; Perciformes; Anarhichadidae
Gene: adra1ab
Product: adrenoceptor alpha 1Ab
Exons: 3
Coding region: 299-1741 (480 amino acids)
Biological process (GO): cell-cell signaling; adenylate cyclase-activating adrenergic receptor signaling pathway; positive regulation of MAPK cascade
Cellular component (GO): plasma membrane
Molecular function (GO): alpha1-adrenergic receptor activity
Source: RefSeq, a predicted model, not a curated record
UGGCGGACAGAAGAACACACGACUGCCUCUCAGAGAAAAUUAGCUUUAAAAAGAACUGUUUUCCUUUUCUUUUCUCUUUCUUUUUAACUCUGUGCAGUGAGAUGUGUGCGCGCUCCGAAAGAGAAUAUGACAUCGUGCCAAGGAACCCUGCCAGAGACCACGUGAUCGAUGGCGUGUUGGCAACAGUCGCUGCAUCUCCAAAUGAACUGGCGGAGCAGUUUGUGCAGCAACAAAAGCUUUUAUCCGCUGCAUUAGGAGGAGCAGAACAAGGCAGCUGUAAUUGAGUAACAGAUGUGGCAUGAAUGGUAUCAAUCUGCAAGACACUUGCACAACUCAAUGCAAUCAACAGAUAGCAAUGGCUGCUGUUGAGAACACCAGUGUUUUCCCCGCGGCAGGUCGCUGUACCAACUGCAGCUCCUCUGCCCACCCAGGGAUGGAUGUAGCCAAGGCGGUGGUUUUGGGGGUGGUGCUGGUGGUGUUUGUUGUGUUCGGGGUCCUUGGCAACAUCCUGGUCAUCCUGUCAGUGUUGCUCCAUCACCACUGGCGCUCCGUGACUCAUUACUUCAUUGCCAACCUGGCUGCGGCGGACCUGCUGCUCAGCUCCGCCGUCCUGCCCUUCUCCGCCACCUCGGAAGCUCUCGGCAGAUGGGUGUUUGGCCGGUCCUUCUGCAGCGUCUGGGCCGCUCUGGACGUCCUAUGCUGCACUGCCUCCAUCCUCAGCCUGUGUGUGAUCUCCAUCGACCGCUACCUGGCUGUCAGCUACCCUCUGCGCUACCCUGCCAUGGCGACGGGGCGGCGAGGCCUGACCGCGGUGGUGGCGCUCUGGGUACUCUCGGCAGCCAUAUCCGUAGGCCCCCUGUUUGGCUGGAGGGAGCCCGACCCAGAAGACGAGACGUUGUGCAGCAUCACGGAGGAGCCCGGCUACGCUUUGUUCUCAGCACUGGGGUCCUUCUACAUACCUCUGGCCAUCAUCCUGGCCAUGUACUGCCGCGUGUAUACUGUGGCGAAGAGAGAGACGAAGACGCUCAGGAAGAGCAGUGAGGGAAAAGGCGUUGAGACUGAGGGGGUGAUGCUGAGGGUACACAGAGGGAACGCUGCUCCGACAGGGAAGCCCGAGGGGGGCGACGAGGGGGCCGCGACACAUAAACGCACCACCUUUUCGCUGCCGAGGCUGCUGAAGUUUUCAAGAGAAGAGAAGGCAGCCAAGACUCUUGGCAUUGUUGUCGGGUGCUUCAUUCUGUGCUGGCUCCCAUUUUUCCUGGUGUUACCCAUCGGAUCGAUCUUCCCGUCCUGUAAGCCUUCUGAAACCAUCUUUAAGAUAACCUUCUGGCUGGGAUACCUCAACAGCUGCAUCAACCCCAUUAUCUACCCAUGCUUCAGCCGGGAGUUCAAAAAGGCCUUCCACAAUGUGCUCCGUGGACGCUGCCUGAGAACUGGGGUGCUGGCUGCCAAACCACAAGGACACAUCGCCACCCACUCCUCCAGUCCUGGUCGCACGUCCAAUACCUCUGAUGUCUCAGCCCAAAACCGCGUCACUGCUUCCUCGUGGGGUUGCUGCGGGCCGCUGUCGUCCUCCUCGUCAUCGGUCUGUGGUCCGGAUCAGGCUCAAAUCCAGAGUAAGAGUCUGCUGAAGGCGUGGUGUCUCUCGGCAAGUGGAACAUCAGUACCGGAGAACCCCUCCGGUCUCAGAUCGGCCAAGGUCUUGCGCCUUUCUCUCGCCGUUACAGGAGAGGCUGUUUGAUCGGCAUCGACGGUGGAAUUUUAAAGCAUCCAGCCUUGUGCUUCGUGGAAACUCUUGCGUAACAACUUUUGCAUGCAUAUAUAAAUCCCUCAAAGGCAUCAGAGUGCAGCGCCAGCGGGCAGUGAGACUUGCCUCCAGAGCGGGCAGACGAUUACUCUGUUGCCUACAGGCUUUAUGCCAGUGUAAAUGCCUGAAGUGUCAAAAAAAUAUGAGUUGGGAAAGUGAAUGAGGAAUAUUUUACCUACACUCAACAGCCAGCACUCAGCUGCACUUGAAUAGACACCGAGCACUACGUGUCAACGUGUUCAAUAGGAGCUACUUAGUGAUCAACAGGAAGAACACUGUGGAGUUUGAGCGCACGGCAUGUGACUUUUGCAAUAUAUUAUAACCGCCUUUGGUUAAAAGGUGCAUUAGGUGGAAGUAUGGACACACGGAUUGUAGGAAUCUCUAUCUACACUUGAAAGGGAAUAAAACAGAUAACAGAAUCUCAUUGAAAUGGCAUUGUAAAAGAACUCCAGAGAUCUGAUUUCUGAGAUCUGACAUUAGUGGUAUUUCUGCAGAUUGCACAAAAGCCCUGAAGGGCGAGAUACUCUUAAAUCCCGGAACAAUUAGCACUCACUGACAGCUCUGAGAAAGUGGAAUCUGGUAUAAGAGUGGCUGUUUUACACGUGUGCGCAGGUAUCUGAUUUUAAAAUAACUGUCACGGAUUGUUUUUUAAAGAGAACAGUUAGAAAUGGUUGGAGGGAAGAGAUAUCAGUUGUUAUGUGGCUGUGGGAUAAAUAACAAUAUAGUGCAGUCUCAAACAAACAAAACCCCUCUGAAGCUUUCAAUGGACAGGUUUUUGUUUUUGUUGAGGCUGCAUCAAAGACGUGUUGAAUCGACUUAAUAUUUGACAUGGUAGCUUGUGGUGCUGUUGAAUAAAUGAACAGGUGUCAGAUGGUUUUCUCUAUUUUUGAAUACUGCUGUCCUGUCGGUGCAUUUCUCUGGAGUUGUAUUUUCCCCGUGCAAACACGGGAAAGUACUGUAUCAUUUUCUGGUGUUUAAAACUGGUUCAUGAGUAAUUCAGUAGUUAAACUUUAAACUAAAUGAUAUUCACUGUACUGCGAUGAAACACAUACGUACUAUCGUUUCAACUUUUUCAGUAACCACUGUGUUGCAUUACAGCACAGCACAAGCCUGUUCUCUCCUUUCUUUGGACUGGAAAUCAAGCUAUCAGCACAUUACAACAUCCGGUGAAUCCGUGUUGAUGAUUAUCUAGCAUUAGCAAUGUGCUUUCCUGCGCGGUGACAAGAGUGUGUAGAUGAAGCACUCGCUUUUUUUGAUUUUACUCAUUUAGCGGCUGCCUAGUUAGCUUGCUAACGUUAGCCUGCUAAUUCCACCAUGUUUUAAUGCUAAAUUGGUAACAGAAAAUAAACAGAACAGCGAGUUGGUGGUUCCCUGCUACCCGCCACUAGGGGACUACAGCUGGCACUCGCUCUCCUGCCGGCAAAGUAGGCUUCCAGCAGCGGGUGUAAUUCAGUAAAUCCAUCAAAUUCAGUGCCUGUUUGUUGACGCUGCGUCGAGGCUUUCGUCAUAAAGAAGUGGGUCUUAGCCCCUUGCCAAAAUGAUGCAGUGGGUGGACUUAGGCUCAAACCUAAAAGAGGCCAAAAACCACUGAGGCGUUGCAGAGUUGGUGGGUUCAUCAUACGAGUGACCCCUUCCACAUUAUACAUUCUGAAUUAUUGUCGAUUUAUAAAAUGUUGAUAAAUGGAUCUUUAAAUCUUGCUUGUACGCUCGUAUCCGAGGCCAGCAAUAAAUUUGCACCUGUGGCCUUGUGAUGGAAGGACAUUGCUGCGAGGUUGUUGGCAUUCGGUUCACAUCAUGAAAGGGUAGGUUAAUUAAUUUGAAUAAACCAAAUCACUGCUGCAAUAGAGGCUAUAAAAAUAAAUCACGACAACCUUUAAUAAAAGGGUGUAUGAGUAUCAUGACACAGGAAGCCCUUCAUCAACAAUGAAGACUCCCAAUGAAUUUAAAUCUCUCUGAGAGACCAUUAUUGCGAGGCGAUUGUAUAGGAUUGCAUCAUACUUUGUGCAUGUCUCUGGUGUUUCAGCCCACCUUGUCUUUGUUGGAAUUUCAUCAAUUAACAAAAAAAAGCCCACUAUAUCACACAGAUUCAUAAACAAACAUUGUGUGGUCCAGUGUCCAGACAACGUGAGCGUUUCAUGAAGAAACAUGUCAUGAAAAUUGAUUAAUAGCUUUAAAAAGAAACAUAUUCAGGUUGUCUGAUCUGCUUUAAGAAGUUGUCACACAUUUUGUUCUUCGCUAUAAAUCCUUUGCCUCCUCCCAUUACAGAGCUGUUGUUCUCUGCUGUGCUUUGAUUAAAGGCAUUUCUUUUGUACCCUCCAGAUAUCAUAUCAGUGAUGAAAGCCUGAGAAUGCUUAUCUGGGAAAUGCAGGGUGUUGAAAAGGGUUUCUAUAAGAUGGAUGAUUUUGUCAUUUCACAAUCACCUGAGGUAAGGUCGGAAGAAGAGUAACCUUCAUUCUGCAUUGUUGUAACAUUAUGGCAUUGUGCAACCGUUCAGGAGGAUACCGCCUCUGUUUAAACUCUUGUAAACUCCCACACUUUACAUGACUGUAACUGUCUCGGACAACUAAUAAACAUGCAGCUCUCAUUUUCUGACAUUAUGCGGCCAGGGACUCAAUGUUACACUGCAUUAAGCGACAAGUACAGCAGAAAGAGAUGCUUUGACUUUUCAUUAGAAAGGCCUGGCUGAAUAAAUAUAUUAGUAAAUACAAUGACAUUUCACGCUUGGAAUUAUAACGCAUUUUUUAUACAUUACUUAAAAUCCGUUUCAGUCUGAAAGUAUAAACAUGGAAAAUGAAUUUUCCUCAUGUUUGAAUGUCAAAGCAACAUAACACAAUUCAUCCUCGCCUUUUUUUUCUGUUUGGCUGAAAUUCACAGCAUUGCACAGCAGACGCUGCCUUCAAAGAGAAAAGCUUAGAAAAAAUAAUGAUGCAUGAGGGGAUGACAGUACUACAGGGACACUAGUAGAUGGAGAUUCAUCAAGAACCAUCUACCCCUCUUGUGAGAACAGUGACAUUGUGAGGACUCAUCUUAUUCAGGGGGACAAAUUGGGAACAAUCGCACAUCCCCAUAAUGUAAAUCGUUUUAGAGAGUGAAGACAUGGUUAACGGUUAGGGUCCAGCUAAAUUUAGGGUAAGAUUAGACUGUGGGUGAGGAUUAGGCUGGUAGUGGCUAGACAUUUAAGGUAAUUCCAUGAAGUUAAUGUAAGGCCCGAUCCCAAUGUCCCCCCCCUAAGGCCUUAAACCCUGAACCCUCAGGGACUUACUGACUUCACAUCAAAAAAUAUAAUGUACAAUUGUGGGUACAUUUUUUUUUUUUUA